This is a messenger RNA of Adineta steineri, 111 nucleotides long. Lineage: Eukaryota; Metazoa; Rotifera; Eurotatoria; Adinetida; Adinetidae. The record is from the annotation of a GenBank genome assembly.
AUGUCAACUGCAAAUAAUUCGUCUGGUAAUGGAGUAUCUUCAUCGUUUGAUCCAGUGGCAUUCUCUCAUUUAGCUCGAUUUUGGAUGAUUCUUCCAUUCUAUGUUCCAUCA